This is a messenger RNA of Lobosporangium transversale, 510 nucleotides long. RefSeq lists its product as hypothetical. Lineage: Eukaryota; Fungi; Mortierellomycota; Mortierellomycetes; Mortierellales; Mortierellaceae. The coding region runs from base 121 to 432 and encodes 103 amino acids. The transcript has a single exon. The record is from RefSeq and is a predicted model, not a curated record.
CACAUCUCAAAGCCCUCGAACCCUCCUACCCUUCGCUCCUCUCCUAUUCCUGGGUCCCCUCAACUUCAAAAGUCAUCUUUCGUAUCCCUCCAACACAAACCAAUAAUACUAAUAAUAUUAAUGAAGGCUCAAACAUAUCUCGCCGGACUUGUCCUCAUCAUCACCGCUGUCCAGGCACUACCUAUCACACAUGAAGCAUAUGGUUUCGGUCGCAACCUUCCUGCUAUGAAGUUGGAGCCAGAGGCUCAGUUUGCUGGCAGCGAUCGUCAUCUCUCAGUCAUGGACAAAGAGCCAGAAGCCAGUUGGGGAAUCGGUCGUCACCUCACAGUUGUGAACUUGGAGGAGGACAUCGCUAAAGUCAAAGACGAUCAAGAAGCUAAUUUUGCCAACCACAUUUACCGUCCUGUCAUGAAUCUCGACCAAGAAGCCUAAUCCAAUCCUAGCUUCGCCAGCCUAGUUCACAAUUUCUUGGACGGUACAUGAACCUCUAAAAAAAAAAAAAAAAAAAAA